AUGGCCACGGGAGCCUUUGAUCAAUCGCAACGGCAGCCCAUGCCUUCUCAGACCAACAACAGCACAAAUGCCACAGGAUGGGAUGCUUUCCACACACGUAGCUUGUUCGCAAAUGAGAAUGGCGAGCGACGCGGAUCCAAUGCGUUCAACGCACCCACCACCUCCGCCCUCUGGGGAGCAACACUCGCAACACGAUCGCCCAGUACAUCGCCGAGUAGAAUGACACAAGAUCACAUCCCCAACAAUGACCUAGGAAAUGACCAAGGCUUAUCGGGGCACUUCGCCCAAAUGGGCAUUUCGAAAGAAAGGAGCACUGCUAUGUAUGGCAAUGCAUUCCGCUACGAUUCAGAUCCUUUCAAUGGCUUCGGCCGGGCACAAGACCACCGCUCUAACUCCUCACGACAUUCUCAGUCCUCGCCCUCCUACCGUGCUACCCAUACCGCAAGCAAAUCGACACAGUCCCAGCAACAAUUCCCCAAUCACAUGAGCAACCACCAGGCUCUCAAUCAAAAAGCAUUUAAUCAUAAUAACAGCCAGAGCCUGGAUGCAACAUCCUUCAACCUUCUGGGAAACAUGUCAAGUGGAUUUGCUUUCGACCCCAAUUGUCAGCCCUGGAACAAUGAUGCUAGCGGACAACGUGUCAACGGCAACAGCUUGGAUCUGAAUUCUGAAAUGAUGAAUGCACAAGUCCCUACGAUGCACCGAGGUUCCAUCGACCGCCUCUCGAACCUCACAGAGCAAGGAUCCAACCCCAGAACGAACCCGCAAAUUUGGAGCCAGGUGUAUUCUGCUCGACCAGUGGAACAAGGGCUCCGCAUAUCGAACCAAGUCAACCAGCUGGCUGCACAGUCUAUGCCCUAUUAUGCUCACCAGCUGGCGAUGUUCUCUGAACCCAACGCCCCGUAUGCCCUCGGACUUGACCAGUACCCUCAACGCUAUCACCAGCUGACGCACAACAAUUCUGGGUAUGGAGCACCAUACGCCUAUCAUCAGAACAAUGGCCCUGGGCCCAAGAUUUACAAAAAUCAAUGGGUGAAAGAGUUCUGUGGACGGUUAACGAAGAGAUCUGGUCCUCAACCCGAGCUUUGUGAAGCCUACGGCCACAUGGUCGAUGCCAGUGGAGAACAGGAGUCGUCAAGGUGGCUUCAAACGAAGCUGGCCGUUGCAACCAAUGAAGAGAAGACUCGAAUUUUGCUAGAGAUAGCAGAUGAUGCUCGCACCGUGAUGAUCUGCUCAUUUGGCAACUACGUAAUGCAGAAUUUGAUCGAAUAUACGGGACAGGGAGAGAAAUAUCACAUUCUCCAACAAAUGAAAGGCCACGUCAAUGAUCUAGCACGGAACAAACACGGUUGCCGUGUGGUCCAGAAGGCCAUAGAGCACUUCCUGGUCGAGCAAAACCUCGAACUUGUCCAGGAGAUCCGACCACAUCUCCUUGAUUUGAUGAAGCAUGAAACUGGAAACCAUGUUGUUCAGAAAUUCGUUCAAGAGCUCCCUUCAGCACAUCUCAGCUUCUUUGUUGGGGUUGCUGAAGAACAUGCCUUGGAACUCAGCCAGGAUUCGCAUGGGUGCCGGGUUAUCCAGCGACUCCUGGAGGUGUGCCAGGAGGAGGAUAUCAGAAAGGUUUUGGAUCCGCUUUACCCAUCGAUGGAGAUGCUUGCCACAAACCAAUUCGGCAACUAUGUCGUUCAGGCUAUCAUCGAGCACCGACCCGGCAAUGACAGGGAUCGAAUUGUUGAGAUGGUCAUCAACAAACUCUUGUACUUCUCCAAGAACAAAAUUUCGUCCAAUGUGGUCGAGAAGUGCAUCGCGUUUGGCUCGGACGAACAACGAACACGAAUCCGAGAACAGCUUUGUACUGUCAGUGCGAGUGGGAAGGACACUUUGUUUGAGCUGAUCAACGAUCAGUUUGCAAACUAUGUUAUCAAAAGCCUAGUUCACAACACCAAAGGUCCCGGGCAGCAGCAGCUGGCACAAAAGAUCCAUACGCACCUUGAAGCGAUGAAGAAGAGCGCACCCCUCCCAAAGCCGUCACACAGUUUGAGUCAAGUUGUGGAGAAGAUCUUGAUCGUCGACGGCAUGGCUAUCAAUCUCAAAAUUGAAGUUGACUCGGCUGAGCCAACUCCAAUGUUGACCAAUGAAACGAAUAGCCCGCAAAGCGAUGGGCUACCAAGUGCCAACGGCAGCGCUAUUGGAGUCCCAUCUGCCGGCAUCAAGAACCCGGAGGUAGCUGUUCACGUCCAUAACGAUGAGGCGUAA
Fusarium redolens is the source of this 2256-nucleotide messenger RNA. RefSeq names its product armadillo-type protein. The coding region runs from base 1 to 2256 and encodes 751 amino acids. NCBI's taxonomy places the organism in Eukaryota, Fungi, Ascomycota, Sordariomycetes, Hypocreales, Nectriaceae. The transcript has 4 exons. The record is from RefSeq and is a predicted model, not a curated record. Gene Ontology annotation, cellular component: cytoplasm. Gene Ontology annotation, biological process: nuclear-transcribed mRNA catabolic process, deadenylation-dependent decay. Gene Ontology annotation, molecular function: mRNA 3'-UTR binding.